Cylas formicarius (sweet potato weevil) is the source of this 1911-nucleotide messenger RNA. RefSeq names its product sialin (gene MFS10). Bases 314 to 1843 code for a protein of 509 amino acids. Lineage: Eukaryota; Metazoa; Arthropoda; Insecta; Coleoptera; Brentidae. Gene Ontology annotation, biological process: transmembrane transport; monoatomic anion transport. The transcript is spliced from 8 exons. The record is from RefSeq and is a predicted model, not a curated record. Gene Ontology annotation, molecular function: transmembrane transporter activity.
UUGUGAUCUGUGCCUUCUAUUGUUCAGGCAUGUUGACGCGCGUAACUUAACCUUCGCCGUUGACGUGCUAAACAAAAACACAGCUGAUUUGUCAGAUUCGAUAAUCCAAUCUGUUUAUUUUUCGCGGUUGCCUUCUUAUUGCUACUGGUAUCAGCGCUGCACGUUGCAUCAUGGAGACAAAACAUUUCCGUGUUUGAACUUAGAUGCCAUUGUAGUCCAUCGCUUUAAACUGGUGAAUCAUCUCCGGAAAGGAACAAAAGAUUUUUUGGGAGGCGUAUCGUUUAAGAACUUUAACCCGAUUUUAGUGCGGACAAUGUACGAUCCUAGGAUAGACGCAAUCGACCAAAUCGAAGAAUCCGAGAGUGACGACGAUAACAUCGACGAAGACGAGGAUGAAACAACGAAAAUCUUACCUCCAACAGUCGAAGAUAGCAGACAGUGCCUCAAAUCCAGGCACAUAUUGGGAAUACUGGGGUUCCUGGGGUUCGCGAAUGUAUACGCGAUGAGGGUGAAUCUGUCGGUAGCCAUCGUGGCUAUGGUAAACAACACCGCGUUCCCGCCUCCCCCUGCUAGCAACAACAGUUACGACCACUGUCCGGUGAACAACAGCGCAACUAACGCGACAACCCCAACGAGCGGUACCUUCGCAUGGGACGAACAAACCCAGGGACUCGUCCUGGGCUCGUUUUUCUACGGCUACGUUCUCACCCAAAUACCGGGCGGCCGCUUGGCGGAAUUGUUUGGUGGCAAAUUGGUCUACGGAGUUGGGGUACUCAUAACGGCCGUGUUUACGCUGCUGAGUCCUGUCGCUGCCCGCACCAGUUUCCCGUUGUUUAUUUUGGUGCGGGUCUUGGAAGGAAUGGGAGAGGGGGUGACGUUUCCCUCGAUGCACGCCAUGCUCGCGAAAUGGGUGCCUCCGCUGGAAAGGAGCAAAUUCGGUGCUUACGUCUACGCGGGCGCCAACUUUGGCACCAUCAUUUCCCUGCCCCUUUCCGGUUGGCUCUGCACGUUAGAGCUGGACGGGGGAUGGCCGCUCGCGUUUUACCUCUUCGGCGCCCUGGGCAUCGUCUGGUUCGUGUUCUGGAUGUGUCUCGUCUACGAUACGCCCGUCUCCCAUCCGAGAAUCGACCGCCAAGAGCAAGCAUAUAUUUUGGCGAGCAUCGGACCUCAAGACGACGACAAAUCAUCCGUCCCGUGGCUCAAAAUGGCCACUUGCCUGCCGCUUUGGGCCAUUUUGGUCACCCAGUGCGGCAACUCGUGGGCAUUCUACACCCAGCUCACCGAGUUGCCCACCUACAUGGCUCAAAUACUCCACUUCAACAUACAAGCGAACGCGAUCCUAUCGGCCAUCCCGUAUUUGACCAGCUGGUGGGCGGGUAUCGCGUUCAGCAUGGUCGCCGAUUGGCUGCUGACCAAAGGCUACGUCUCACUUUCUAUGUCGUACAAAUUGUGGAAUUCGAUCGCGUCCGUGAUCCCCUCCCUGGGUCUGCUGGGCGUGGCUUACGUCGGCUGCGACAAGUUGGCCGUGCAGCUAUUGCUCGCCAUAACCGGCGCUUUCGGCGGCGCCACCUACGCCGGCAAUCAGAUGAACCACAUCGCACUGAGUCCCAAGUACGCUGGCACCAUGUACGGUAUAACUAACGCCGCCUCCAAUAUGUGCGGUUUUAUCGCACCCUACGUCAUAGGGCUCAUAAUUGAAGGCCGGGAAACUUUGGGCCAAUGGCGGAUGGUGUUUUACCUGGCCGCCGGUAUCAACAUGGGCGCGAACCUGUUCUACGUGGCAUUCGCUAGCGCUAAGGAGGUAUCCUGGUCGAGAUCGCAGAGGGUCAGCUCGGUUAACUGACAGGCGCUCUACCUCGCCAUGCUGGUGGACGCGUAACGGACUUUGGUCUAAUCCAGUGGCGGCGAGCG